This is a messenger RNA of Cicer arietinum (chickpea), 2483 nucleotides long. RefSeq lists its product as uncharacterized. Gene Ontology annotation, molecular function: ribosome binding; UDP-N-acetylglucosamine diphosphorylase activity. Gene Ontology annotation, cellular component: ribosome. The record is from RefSeq and is a predicted model, not a curated record. Lineage: Eukaryota; Viridiplantae; Streptophyta; Magnoliopsida; Fabales; Fabaceae. Gene Ontology annotation, biological process: rRNA processing; UDP-N-acetylglucosamine biosynthetic process.
AACCAUCCAAUUAUAAUCAAAACGAUGGAGAUGCUUGUGACUCACAUAGUCAUGGUAUAUCUAAUCCAAAUUCCCGAAAUUCCAGGAAAAAGAGUCUGGUUUAGAGCGGGAUAUUUACGUGUUUUAUGGUAGAGAAACGCUCAACCGAGACAGAAGCAGAAGAAGAUGCAGUUACCCACUUUCACAACCUCUCAACGCCCAUUUCACCCUCUCAUCCCUCCUCCACUUGGAAUCAAUCACACUUUCACUUUCAAACCUUUUUCUCCAAUUCCAACCAAACACUUCUCCAUUCCUUUCCACUCUCUCACCAAAACCUCAGCUGCAACUACCCACCACGAACCUGUUGUUGUUGACAGUAACAUUUCUAACGGCCACAAUGAACCACGAUUCAUUGAAAUUGGUUAUGUAUCUGGUGCUCAUGGUUUUCAAGGCGAGAUUCGUGUCAAGCCCAACACCGAUUUUCCUCAACUGCGAUUUUCCACGCCUGGGAGAAGAUGGUUGAAACAGAAGGUUAUGGGUGGAGAAAGUGUUCAGCAAGUUGAGCUUGAGGAAGGUAGGGAACACAUUGGAAAGAAUUGUUGGAUUCUCAGAUUCAAAGGAAUUAACUCAGUUGAGGAGGCUAAGAUGCUUGUAGGUGCUACCUUGCUUGUGACGGAAGAAGACAAGCCUGAACUUGAGGAGGGCGAAUUUUACGCACAUGAUCUCAAUGGGAUGAGAGUUUUUAUAAAGGAAAACGGAAAACUUUUGGGAACUGUUAUUAAUGUUUUCAAUCAUGGAGGAAAUGAUCUACUACAAAUUUCACUUGAUUCAUCUUUUGAUGUGCUUGAUAAAAAUGGCAAGCCAAGGCCAGCAGAAAUGGAAGUAUCUGGUCAGCUUGUUUUGGUGCCUUUUGUUGAAGCAAUUGUUCCAGAUGUUGAUAUGAAUAGAAGAGAAAUGCAUAUUACACCUCCCAAGGGACUUCUGGAGUUAAACUUACGAUUUGAUGACAGGUCCAAAAAAGAAAGGCACCAACUUGAAUGGAAAGAAAAGAAAAAGUUUCAAAAGCGCCUCAUAGCAGCAAAAAAGAAACUCAGUGAAAUGGACCAAAAACAUGUAUUUCAUGGAUUUCAAUGUGGAGAGAAAGAACAAUGGAGUUUGCUUAGUGAUCAAAUUGUUGGUGUAAACUCCAGACUGCUUCAGGAGGCUUUACAGAGUUUUGAACAACCAACCAAAACAUGGAAUGCAGCUGAGGUUGCCAGUUCUGUCGAGGAAAAGCUUAUAAGUACUAUUCAGAUAUUAGAAAAGUCUUUCUUAACUGGAAGUAAAGACAAGGUGGUUAGAGAUAUAUUCAAUAUGCAAGAGAAGGGACAUGAGCUAAUUUCUAAGGGCAAAAUGGCUAUUGUCUUGCUCUUGAAUGAAAAAGAGAAUGAAGGAUGCAUUUAUGAUCCUGACGUUCUUGAAAAUGAAGCAACCGAAACUUCAAUACUACACAUGCUUCAGAACUUACUAUGUGAUGACGAAACAUUUGUAAAGGUCAACGAUCGUGUAUCUGUGCCUUUAAUUUUGGUCUCCUCAACCCAAAAAAUCCAGUCUUUAAAAGAUCUGUUCACAAGGAACAAUCACUUUGCAUUUGACUCUGAAAAGGUAUGGUUUUUGGAGGAAGAGAAGCUGCCAGUUGUCGACAGUUCUCUAGAAGGACAGAACAAAUUUAAGAUUUUAAUGAAGUCGCCUUGGGAAAUACUCCAAUCUCCUGUUGGAUCGGGAGGAUUUAUUAGCUUGUUUUCAAAACACAACAUUGCAGAUAAUCUUAUUGACAUGGGUGUUGAAUACAUUGAGUUAUGCUGUCCGUGUGAAAGAACUGUUGGUGGAAACUCACUUCUUCUUGGGUUGGUUAAUUCACGGAAAGCCAAAAUUGGGAUACAAAUUUCACCUACAAUAGUUGAUCCAGAUGAAAACUUUGACAUGAUAUUCUCCAUGGACUUGGUAAAUAAGCUAACAAAGCAGAGAAACAAACUUCAAUUUGAAGCAACUCCAAAGGUAAAUUCCUUUGUUGAGAAAGUUGACAAUGACUGGGUUACCGUUACUUCGUCCACCCCAAACUCAUAUGAACUCUCUUGUAGUAUAUAUAGUUCCUUAAACGCAUGUCCCUUGGAUAAGGUUUGCAUUGUGGAGGUUAGAGAAUAAUAGCAUAAAUAUGAUGAGAUGGUAUAUCAUUAGUGCUAAAAAAUUACUAAGGUAUGUUAGGGAAGUGAAAGAACAAAACAAGAAAAAGACGGGCAUAUAUAUGGAAGAAAUGCUUUUAAGACACAUCUGGAUGUUUGUCUCUGGUCGGAUGUUUGUUCUCUCACAUUGAGACCGAUGUUCACACUCAAUAGUAUACCUUGUGUUGAGAUACAACGUUGGAAAUUGUAUAUAUGGUGUAUGGCAUUCCUUUAAAUCCAUGCAAUUUUAUGAGGACUGGAAUUCAACCAUAUUUUAUGAAUGGGAAUCAGUAGGGUUGGGUA